Messenger RNA from Chrysochloris asiatica (Cape golden mole), 1131 nucleotides. It is a transcript of the gene CCDC89, whose product is annotated as coiled-coil domain containing 89. The record is from RefSeq and is a predicted model, not a curated record. NCBI's taxonomy places the organism in Eukaryota, Metazoa, Chordata, Mammalia, Afrosoricida, Chrysochloridae. Bases 1 to 1131 code for a protein of 376 amino acids. The transcript has a single exon.
AUGAGAGUGACUGUGCAUCAGGAAGCGCAGGUUCUCAAGAUGGACACACCUCUCCAGUCCACUGAAGAACCCUUAGAUAAGGAAGAGAACAAACUGCAAAACCAGGAUGAGGAGUUGGAGUUUAAGGAACUGGACGGUCUGAAGGAAGCCUUGUCAAACCUUCGGGGACUGUCUGAGGAAGAGAAGAGUGAGAAGGCAAUGCUUCGUUCCCGUCUGGAAGAGCAGUCCCAGCUCAUCUGCAUCCUGAAGAGGAGAUCAGAUGAGGCCUUGGAGCGCUGCCAGAUCCUGGAGUUACUCAAUACAGAGCUGGAGGAGAAGCGGAUGGAGGAAGCAGAGAAGCUGAAGGCCCAGGAUGAGCAGGCCCGGAAGCUGGAGGAACGCUUUAUGACUCUGGCAGCCAACCACGAGUUGAUGAUCCGCUUCAAAAAUGAACAUAAGCAGCAGAAUGUCAAGUUGAGGGAGGAGAAUGAGAAGUUGAGACUGGAAAACGACAACCUCUUCAGUCAAGCUUUAAAAGACCAGGAGGCCAAAGUAUUGCAGCUCACCACCCAAAGCGAGAUCCUCACUAAGGAGCUGGAGACCUUGAAACAGAGUUGUCUUCAGGAUGCCAGGCAGGCACAGGCCCGAGAGAAGGAGCUGCUCGAGCUGCAGAGCCAGCAAGCCUGCGUCCACACCAAGGAGACAAACCAACUGCGCAGCCAGCUGCACAGCCUCAAGCAGCAGCACCAGCAGGCCGUGGAACAGAUGGCAAAGGCUGAGGCAGUACAUAGCCACUUGAAUCAAGAGUUGCAGACCAAGCUGCAGCUCGUCACCCGUGAGAAAGAGGAGCUGCUGCAGCUAUCCAUGGAAAGGGGCAAGGUACUUCAGAACAAACAGGCUGAGAUCCGCCAGCUUGAGGAGAAGCUGGAGACAACAGAUAUGGCCAGAAGGCAUGCUUUAGAGCGGUUUGAGCUAGAGGCAGUGGCUGUGGACAGCAACUUGAGAGUCCGGGAGCUUCAACGCAAGGUGGAUGGGAUCCAGGAGGCUUAUGAUGAACUCAGGCUGCAGUCUGAAGCAUUUAAAAAGCAUAGCCUGGAUCUUUUAAGCAAGGAGAGAGAACUCAAUGCUAAACUUCGCCAUCUCUUUCCAUAA